UGUAGUGUAGCAGCUCUGUUUUUAAUCAGGGCUCCUGCUGUUAAGCAAUCUUUGAGAGAUGUUAUGGGCAGUGAUGAGGUUCUAUCUGCUUUCCAUUGCUUUAGUUUUUUGUGGAUAUACAGAUGGAUUUAAUGUGUGGAAUAGGACAUCUAUUCUUGAUUGGCAAGCUGGACGUUCUAAUGUCGCAUGGAGCCAAAAUUUUCAACUUGCUACACCUGGUCAACUUGAGCUACCUUCCAGAAAAGGUCCAAAUGGAAAUGAUGGCAGUGGAAACUUUGGAAAUGCUGUGCUUACUUCGGAAGUCCCACCUGCUCAACGUGACUCUAGUUUUGUUCAGUCUUCUGGUGGUGGUGCUCAUCAAACAAAUACUAAAUGCUUAUGGUCAAGCUGCUCCUAGCCACCAGCCUAAUGAUUCAUCUCAGUCUUCAGGAUUUUAUUGGAAUGGGUUUAUCAAGCCUGGUAACUGUGGCCCUUUGCCAUCUCAGCAUUGGCCAGCAAAAGAUCUGCCUGGAUUUCAAAGUCCAUCCUCUUCCCAAGUGCUAGGAUUUCAGACCCAGUUAUACCAACCUAGCUCCCCAACACAAUUCUCUGCAGGCCAGUCUGCUUCUGCCUUUCAGGCACAGGGUCCAAGUGCUUCAACACCGUAUCAAUCUUUAAGCUGGCAUGUUUCACAAGACCAAAGCAUUCCCUCCUCCCAGUCUGUAGUCGCAACAAACCCGAUCCAGUCAUACCAGCCCAACAUCCCAACACAGGUUUUGGCAGGCCAGUCUGCUUUGCCGUCUCAGUCUAUGGGUGCUUUAAAUUUGUAUCAAGGUCUAACUUCUGGCAGGUAUCUGGCUUCUCUGGGUCAGGGCAUUCCACUCUCCCCCCAGCCUGUGGCCACCACAAACCAAAUAUCUGGAUUCCAGAACACUUACUGGCCUAACACACCAGUUUCUUCAAGCCAAACUAUCUCUCUUCCUCAGAGCUCAAGUGCUUCACAGCUGUUUCAAGGGCAAACCUCAGGCAUGUCCAGCAUUUCACAGGAACAGAGCAUUCCAUCCUCCUCUCAGUCUAUGAACACCUCAAGCCAGAUAAUUUCAUCACAAACCCAGUCAUCCUUCCAGCCUAGCACCACAACACAGCUUUUGAUGGGCCAGUCUGAUUUGCCAUCUCAGCCUAUAGGUGGUUCGUCUUUGUAUCAAGGUCUAACUUCUGGCAGGUAUCUGGCUUUGCUUGGUCAGAGCAGUCCAUCCUCCCAGUCUGUGGUCCCCACAAGCCAGAUCACUGAAGCUCAGUCCCAAUCUUUCCAGCCUAGUACUACAACACAGGCUUUGACAGGACCGUCUGCUAUUUCUCAGGAUCAAUCCUUGCAGGCAUUGGCUGCCUAUCCACUUCAGGCAUCUGGCUGGUACACAAUUUCACAGGGUCAGAUUCCUUCACAAGUCUCUGGAUUCCAGGCUCAGUCAUACCAGCCGAGCACUGCACCACAGGUGUCACCUGGUCAAUCUGCUUCUCCUGUUCAGUCUAUAGGAGCUUCAACAUUGUAUCAAGCUCUAACUUCUGGCAGGUAUCUUGCUUCAUCAGCUCAGAGCGGUCCAUCCUCCCAGUCUGUGGUCACCACAAGCCAGGUCACUGAUGCUCAGGCGCAAUCUUUCCAACCUAGCACUACAACACAGGCUUUGUCAGGCCAGUCUGCUGCUCAGGAUCAAUCUUUAAAUCUACCCCAGACCUCUGGCUGGUACACCAUUUUACUGGGUAAGAUGAUUCCAUCUUCCCAAGUUUCUGGAGUCCAGACAGGCUUGGUAAUUCCCUCUAGCUCAACACAGGGUUUGCCAGGCCCAUCUGCUUCUACUGCCACAUUACAGCCCUUGGAUGCUUUAACACAGUAUCAAAUGCAGGGCUCCAGCAAUCCACUGUUCUCCCAGUCUGUGGCCACCACAAACCAAAUAUCUGGAUUCCAGAACACUUACUGGCCUAACGCACCAGUUUCUUCCUCUCUUCCUCAGAGCUCAAGUGCUUCACAGCUGUUUCAAGGGCAAACCUCAGGCAUGUCCAGCAUUUCACAGGACCAGAGCAUUCCAUCCUCCUCCCAGUCUAUGGACACCUCAAGCCAGAAAACUUCAUCACAAACCCAGUCAUCCUUCCAGCCUAGCACCACAACACGGCUUUUGACGGGCCAGUCUAUUGCUCAGGAUAAAUUCUUACAAGCUUCAUAUUCACCUCAGACCUCUGGAUGGUACACAAUUUUACAGGGUCAGAUUCCAUCCCCUUCGCAAGUCUCUGGAUUCCAAGCCCAGUCAUCAUACCAGCCAAGCACUACAAUGCAGGUUAUGCCUGGUCAGUCGGUCUCAUCUCAGUCCAUGGGUGCUUCAUCUUUGUAUCAGGCUCUAACUUCCGGCAGGUAUCCGACUUCCCAGAGUCAAAACAUUCUGCCCUCCUCCCAGCCUAUGGUCACAAACCAAAUAUCCGGGUUGCAGAACACUUACUGGCCUAACACACCAAUUUCUUCAAGCCAGUCUAUCUCUCUCCCUCAGAGCUCAAGUGCUUCACAGCUGUUUCAAGGGCAAACCUCAGGCAUGUCCAGCAUUUCACAAGACCAGAGCAUUCCAUCCUUCUCCCAGUCUAUGGACACCUCAAGCCAGAUAAUUUCAUCACAAACCCAGUCAUCAUUCCAGCCUACCACCACAACUCAGGUUUUGACAGAGCAGUCUGCUCUUGCUCCAGCUCAAUCCUUGGGAAAUUCACUUUUGUGUUCAAGUCAGACACCUGGUUGGUACACCACUUUGUUGGGUAAGAUGAUUCCAACUUCUCAAAUGUCUGCUUUUCAGACUGCGUUACAACAGCCUAGCUCCACAAGUCGGCCUGCUGCAUCUCAGGCUCAGUCCAUGGGUGACUCACCACUUUAUCAAGGUCUAACCUCUAACAUCAAUCUGACAUCACAGUACCAGAGCACCCCAUCCUUCUUCCAGUCUGUUGCUGCCCUAAACCAAAUAUCUGGAAUUCAGAACCAGUCCACAUACUGGCCUAACACCAUACAACUUGCUCCAAGCCAGUCUGCUUUUACCCCUCCAUCUCAGAGCUCAGGUGUUACUACAAUGUAUCAAGUACCAGCUGAAGGCUUACCUUCACAGGACCAGAGCAUUACAGCCUCCUUGCAGUCUGUGCCCUCCUCAAGCCAGAUUUCUGGAUUUCAGAACCAGACAUCAUACUGGCCAAGUGCAACAUGGGUUUUGCCAGGAGAUACUCAUAUUGCUCCGAUUCAGUCCUUGGGAAAUCCAGUUUCAUAUCCAAGUCAAACCUCUGCCUGGAACACCUUUUUGCAGAGUAAGAUUCCAUCUUCCCAAGUGUCUGGAUUCCAGGCCCCAUCUUUAUACCAGCCUAGCACAACACAGAUUUUGGCAGGCCAGUCUGACUCUACUGCUCUUUUGCCAUCCUUGGGUCCUGUGCUGUAUCAAGGGCAAGCCUUAAGCAGGUACAAUUCACAGGAUCAAAGCUUUCCAUCAUACUUCCCAUCUGUGGCUACAAACCAGAUAUCUGGAGCUCUGUCCCAGCCGUCAUUCAAGCCCAGUUCCACAACAGUGGUUUCUGCAAGCAAGCCUUCACCUUCUCAAGCUCAGUUCUCAAGUGCUUCAGCAUGGUACCAGGGUCCAACCUUUGGGUCUCUGGCAGCACAGAGCCAGAACAUUCCAACCUCUUCUCAGUCUGUAGUCCCCACAAACCAAUUUUCCAGAUUCCAGAACCUGAUGUUUCAACCCAAUACAGCACAGGCUUGGAGUCAGUCUGGUUCUACCCCUCAAGGUGCCCCACAGAAAAUUGCAGGUAUUACUUUUCAGGGUACUUUACCCCAGUUAAGCAGCUAUGGCAAGAAGUGGCCAGUAACCCAGUGA
This is a messenger RNA of Clarias gariepinus (North African catfish), 3869 nucleotides long. RefSeq names its product mucin-3A-like. The record is from RefSeq and is a predicted model, not a curated record. The transcript is spliced from 3 exons. The coding region runs from base 123 to 3869 and encodes 1248 amino acids. Lineage: Eukaryota; Metazoa; Chordata; Actinopteri; Siluriformes; Clariidae.